AUGUCUUCCUCCAAAGCCAUCGUCAUCAUGGCCCUAGGGACUUUACAAGCAGUGGCUCAAACCCCAACCGAAACCCAAUCCGAAACCUAUGCUACGCUUUCUGUGUAUCCCACCUUGUCGAUGCCACCAUGCUGGGAGUUUAAGAAUUCGCUUCCUAUAACAGGUGCACCAGCACCACCAAUGGACAUGUCAGAACUCGGCGUGUCGUUUGCUCUCGGAAGUCUUUACAACACAGCAGACCCGUGUAAACUUCCCGUCAUCACGGGGUCAUCCGCCGACGAAUUCUCUGAAUGGGCUUCGGAAUGGACAAGUUGGCAGGCUCAGCACGUUUCUGAGUUUCGAGUCCUUUGGGAGAAAUGCAGCGAUGAGCCUUAUAUCACGGAUCUUGUACCUGUUGGACCUGAUGUGUGUAGCACUCUCAGGGCUAAGAUUACGGGUGCUUCGACUACAAGUGACGACGAUGAUGAAUUGGCGUCAAAGACGGUUCAUAUCCAACCUGAAAAGACAGAAGAUGGCAAGCCUGAGGAUGUCAAGGAUUCCUCAGCAUCGCGUGCAGAGGGUUCCCUUCUUGUAUUCCUUCUUGCUGCCUAUGUAUUUGGCGUCGGAGCAUAA
Fusarium poae is the source of this 612-nucleotide messenger RNA. RefSeq lists its product as uncharacterized. The transcript has a single exon. The record is from RefSeq and is a predicted model, not a curated record. Lineage: Eukaryota; Fungi; Ascomycota; Sordariomycetes; Hypocreales; Nectriaceae. Bases 1 to 612 code for a protein of 203 amino acids.